Molecule: messenger RNA, 2771 nt
Organism: Armigeres subalbatus
Lineage: Eukaryota; Metazoa; Arthropoda; Insecta; Diptera; Culicidae
Gene: sit
Product: elongation of very long chain fatty acids protein AAEL008004
Exons: 6
Coding region: 1493-2392 (299 amino acids)
Biological process (GO): sphingolipid biosynthetic process; very long-chain fatty acid biosynthetic process; fatty acid elongation, polyunsaturated fatty acid
Cellular component (GO): endoplasmic reticulum membrane
Molecular function (GO): fatty acid elongase activity
Source: RefSeq, a predicted model, not a curated record
GAAAGAAGUUAGUUCGAGCGACUAAACGCAGCAGAGUGCUAGUUUUUCGUGCACCGGUUGAUAAGACCAGUCGUGAACUUUGAACGAUCGGCCAAAACCUCGAGAUCGAGUGUCACACCGUCACUAUAUGGUGCAGCUUUUCCAUAUGUGUUUCCGUGUGUGAAGUCUGGCCGAUUGAGCGAGAGCGGGAGCGGUUCUCGCGCGCAACCCCCAAGAGCAACGCAUUGCCGCCAAUCAGUCAGUGAUUUUAUUUUUUUCCGUUCUCGAGGCUGCUGUCUGCGGUCUGCUUACACUCGAUUCAACCCCUUCUGCGUCCGGCGUAAGUGAGGUGUGAGCGUGAAGCGUGAGCAAAACUACCCCCUCGAGCUGCAGCAGCAUCGAUUGACCGACCGGGUCGGGCGCGCGGUUUUUCGGCGAGAGAAACCUCGAAGAGAGCCGGAGAGGUGCACCUGAACUAAGGGAGCUUUUAUAAAGUGCCAUGUUGUUUUUAUUCGUACGUUAAUUUAUUGAGCUUCUUCCAGCGGGUCGUGUCGCGAAUCUUGCGAAAAGCCCCCGCGAAAAAUUCUUCCGUUCGCACAGCGUUUCACCGCGUUUCCCAAGAACUGAAAGAGAAUUGCUGAAAAAAGUUCUGAGCGAGCUGCAGCACAUCUUCGGAUGUUUCGUUUGAAUCCUGUUUGGUUGUAAUUUGGAUGAAGAUCGACGAAACCUGAUUUGUGGCGCGGAUAUUCAGAAUACAGUGAGUGUUGGUGUUGGUGCUUUGAAAAUACGGUCGGAACUCAGCUCCUGCAGCCAGUAGUGAUCGGCAGGUCGACCAGACAGGAACCACUUUGGCAAUAGAACACAGUUUGCACAUCUUCCCUCAUCGCACAUCCAGGGUGGCGAUCAGCUGAUUUCUAGCGCAGUGCGGGUGUUUGUGCCUUUUUUUGCUUCACAUUUUCGAUACGAACCAGACACACGUGAAUUCCGGGUGAAUGUCAAAAUAGUUGUUUUUGUUUCUCCACGGAAGUGCCAAAAGGAUAAACUCGCAGCUGCGCAAUAGCAGUCCAGCGCUCCUGCCAACGCCAGUGAAACGAAAUCGUGAGCAAAAGUGUAUCGGACCGUGAAUGUGGAGGAUUCUAUCAUUCGGUGAAAUACGGACUUCUGCUGCAUGUGCGGUUUAUAUUUCAGUGAAUUGAUUAGCGGGGCGAUUUCGGAAUUUCAUCAAGAAGCAACAGACUGAAUCGUGUGCAGUAUUCUCCAGCAGGGUGGAUCAGCUGAAAGACCGUUCGCAUGUUAUUAAUGUGAUAACCAACGGGCCCAGCUGCAUCAGAAUUAAGCAACCAAUUCUUCCACGUUUAUGUUACAAGACAGCUUUAAUGUUACCGAUGUCAAUUACUCGUAGUUAGCAAAUAAACCAAAAAUUAUCGACUAAGCUAAGACGAGCCUUCGUGCUUCCAUCGAUCAAAGAAAACUACCUUACCAGUGAGUGACAAACUCAAAUUAAACCACCGAAAUGACGUCGACGAUAAAUGGAACGGUGUCCGCCAACUACUGGGACUACUUAUUCACGGACCUGGCGGAUCCGCGGACGAACCACUGGCCGCUGAUUUCGUCCCCCGUGCCCGGCUUAACGAUCAUUGCCAGCUAUCUGUACUUUGUGCUCAACUUCGGACCCAAAUAUAUGGCCAACCGGAAGCCGUUCCAGAUGCAGAAAACUCUGGUGCUGUACAACUUCGUCCAGGUGCUCGUCAGUGUGUAUAUUUUCUACGAGGGCUUGGAUGGCGCCUGGCUGCGACAUUACAGUUGGCGGUGUCAACCGGUUGACUGGACUGAAAACCCUCAAUCUAUGCGAGUCGCCAAAGGCUGCUACGUCUACUUCCUGGCCAAGCUCUCGGAACUGCUGGACACGGUGUUCUUCACGCUGCGGAAAAAGGACAAACAGAUCAGCUUCCUGCAUCUUUACCACCACACUGUGAUGCCGAUGAUCUCGUGGGGCGCCACCAAAUACUUCCCGGGUGGACACGGAACGUUCAUAGGAGUCAUCAACUCGUUUGUGCAUAUCAUUAUGUACACGUACUACAUGCUGGCCGCCAUCGGACCCCACCUACACAAGUACCUCUGGUGGAAGAAAUACAUCACUGAUUUGCAAAUGAUCCAGUUCGGAAUGGCAUUCAUGCACUCGGCCCAGCUUCUGUGGACGGACUGCGGCUACCCACGUUGGUCGGUUUGUUUCACCCUGCCCAACGCCAUCUUCUUCUACAUGCUGUUCAACGAUUUCUACAAAAAGACCUACACCGUGAGGCGGGCAGCUCGGCUGGCAUCCGCGCGGGCGAAGGCCGAAGAAAUUCGGAAAGCGAAGGAGCUCGAAAGCUUAAAAGCAGCGAACGGAAAGCUCGUCGACAAAGAACUGUAAACAGAGUGAUGCAAAGAUACGUAGUACGUAGUGUGUGAUUUGUAGAUGCCACCGUUUGAAAAAAAACUAUUUCACCAUCGAUCUUCACCUCUGUCUUCCCCUGUCCCAUGUUUCACACAUUGACCAUUCAUCAGAUCCGUUUCUAGAAUAAGGAAACUCAUUUCACUUGCUCAUAAAACUGAACCUAAACCAAGUCUCUACUCAUAAGGUAACUGAAAGUUGUGUGCGAAUACCUUCGUUUUAUAAGGAAGGUGUUUUUCCUAGCUGUGUAAGGUAAUUUUAAUUUGAAUCUAGUUGAAUGAAAGUGAUGAUUUUAAUCUGAACAGAAGAAUAAUAAAAGAAUGACAAAACACUAUCGAAGCUAAACUAUAAAUCCAAA